UAUCUUCUAUCAUUGGUAUCACCUUAUAUUUCUGGAAGAGAUACGAACAUGAGAAUAGCCAUCACUGCAGGUGAAAAACUUUCUGUGGCCCUGAGAUACAUUGCAUCUGGUGAAACACAAAGCUCCCUAUCUUUCCAAUUUCGAAUUGCCCAAAACACUAUAUCAGGCAUUAUUAAAUUGGUGUGCAAUGCACUUGUGGAAGUGUUAAGCCGAAAUCAUCUGCAUGUGCCAUCAACAAAGACUGAAUGGGAAGCUGUGAGCGCCUAUUUUUACACUAUGUGGCAAUUUCCUCAGUGCAUUGGUGCUCUGGAUGGAAAACAUAUAAAAAUUUCUCCUCCUCCAAACUCUGGCUCACUUUACUGUAAUUACAAAGGGGACUUUAGUAUUGUGUUAAUGGCUUUAGUUGAUGCUAAUUUAAAAUUUCUUUUUGUAGAUGUAGGGACAAACGGUAGAAUAAGUGAUGGGGGUGUAUGGGGAAAAUGUAAAUUAAAGUCAGCUCUGGAUAAAAAUGCAUUAAAUAUUCCAGUGGCGAAUACUUUGCCAUUAACUAAAACUAAAGUGCCUUAUGUAAUUGUUGCUGAUGAUGCUUUUCCUCUGUCAUUCAAUCUCAUGAAACCUUAUCCUGGCAGAGGCUUGAAUGAAGAGUAAAGGAUUUUCAAUUAUCGUUUGUCUCGAGCACGGAGGGUUUCAGAAAAUGCAUUCGGAAUUCUUGCUGCUCGAUUCCAAAUUUUCAAGCAGAGAAU
This is a messenger RNA of Argiope bruennichi, 743 nucleotides long. RefSeq lists its product as uncharacterized. The record is from RefSeq and is a predicted model, not a curated record. The transcript is spliced from 3 exons. Bases 49 to 648 code for a protein of 199 amino acids. Lineage: Eukaryota; Metazoa; Arthropoda; Arachnida; Araneae; Araneidae.